AUGGAAGAUGGAACAGAGAAACCGAUUGCUUAUGCUUCUCGGACACUUGCUCCAGCCGAAAGGAACUAUUCUCAGGUAGAGAAGGAGGCGCUAGGAAUCGUUUUUGGAGUAAAAAAAUUUCACAAAUAUCUCUAUGGGCGCAAGUUUUCUCUACUUACCGAUCAUACCGCGUUGACAACAAUUUUCGGUCCUACCAGGGGGAUACCUACCUUAGCCGCGUCACGUUUGCAGCGAUGGGCUAUACUCCUAUCGGGUUACCAAUAUGACAUAAAAUAUCGGAAAUCGUCUGCGCAUGGCAAUUGUGAUGGGUUGUCACGGUUACCUGUAACCAGUAGCGAGGUUGAAAGUACAGAUGACUUAGUAUCUUUCAUUGAGGAACUUCCGGUUGAGGCAAGAGUGAUUGCUGACGCAACUCGAAAAUGUCCAAUUCUGAGUAAGGUCAUUGACUUUGUAUUAAGUGGGUGGCCAAAACAUAACGACGAUCCCAAAAUACGACCAUAUUUUAGCAAACGGUUUGAACUUGGUGUUGACCGUGGUGUGCUACUAUGGGGUCUACGUGUUAUAAUUCCAGAGACUCUGCGGAAUACUAUUCUUUCAGAACUUCAUGAUCAACAUCUUGGAGUAAACAGAAUGAAAUCGCUGGCUCGCGGUUAUGUCUGGUGGCCUAACUUGGACUCUGAACUUGAACACCUUGCUGCCACCUGUGGAACCUGUCAGUCGUUGAAAGCACUUCCUGCAGAAGCACCGCUGCAUCCAUGGGUUCGCGCUUCACGCCCUAUGGAACGAAUUCAUAUUGACUUUGCAGACUUUAAGAACCAUUCAUUUUUGAUACUAAUAGAUAACUACAGCAAGUGGUUGGAGGUUAUACCAAUGAAAAGUACCACCAGUGAAAACACUAUAGACAAACUAAGAUCUAUUUUUAGUUACACGGGGUUACCUGAACAACUGGUUUCUGAUAAUGGCCCACAGUUUAGAUCAGUUACAUUCAAGGACUUUGUAAAAACGACAGGCAUUAGACACACUCUUACUCCGCCCUAUCAUCCAUCGUCAAAUGGGCAGGCAGAAAGGGCCGUGCAAGUAGUUAAAAACGCGUUGAAAGCCAGAAUUAAAGAUAAUGCGAAAAGUGUAAAGUCAGUGAGCUUAACACAUCUCCUUGCUGAUUUCCUGCUGAAAUAUAGAAUUACACCACAUACUACCACCGGUAUCGCUCCAUGUGAACUGUUCAUGAAUCGUCAGUUACGCACGAGAUUGAGUUUAGUGAAACCAUCUAAGGACAGCAAAGUGAAGGACAGUCAAAUGAAAAUGAAAGCUGUUCAUGACAAGUCAACUAAAAUGCGAACAUUUGAAAAGGGCGAUCAAGUGGCAGUUAAAAGCACAAUUCAAGGGGGAAAAUGGGAGUGGCGGCCAGGCGUUAUUCAUAAGGUACUUGGAGCAGUUUCGUAUCUGGUGAAAUGUAACAACCGAAUUCGAUACUGUCAUAUUGAUCAUUUGGUUACCCGGCAUGCAGAGUUGCCAUUCAGUGAGACUUGUUCUGUGCCAUCAAAUGACUUAGUGGCUCCGGACGUUCAUGAUAAUCAUAAGUCCGUACUUUCCGAAUGUUCUAUUCCUACGACUGAAACUCCUGUGGAAGUCUCCUCUUUACCACCUGGACCAGUAUCUCUGCCAGGAGAACCUUCGAACCCACCAUCUCCGUCUGUGCCAUCUACUGAAAGUACUGAUUCUAGUCCAGUGAAUGAAAGACCGAAACGUACAAUCAAAACACCAAGGAAAUUGAAAGACUAUGUGUGGGAAAAAACGCUAGUGCAUACACAGUGUAAGGGCCAUAAUAAUGCCCGUGGUGCACAACAGAACCUUGGUUCUGUAUAUCUGUCAUUCACAAAUUUGGAUGUAUAUAAAACUUAUAUGCAAAAGAUUCAAUCAUAA
Messenger RNA from Mercenaria mercenaria, 1923 nucleotides. RefSeq lists its product as uncharacterized. Gene Ontology annotation, molecular function: nucleic acid binding. The transcript has a single exon. The record is from RefSeq and is a predicted model, not a curated record. NCBI's taxonomy places the organism in Eukaryota, Metazoa, Mollusca, Bivalvia, Venerida, Veneridae. Gene Ontology annotation, biological process: DNA integration. Bases 1 to 1923 code for a protein of 640 amino acids.